AUGUCACAACUAUUAGAAAACCUCAAAGAUUUAUUUCCCUCCAUUGACAUUGAAGUAAUAGAAUCAGUUAUUGAUCAAGUUGAUAAUGAUGAAGAGGCUGCCAUUGAAUUACUAGUACAAAUUAAUGAAGAUGAUGAAGAUCUUGAUGAAAUUAACAAUGUUCCGAACAAUACUUUUAAUGACAAAACUAAUGAUGAUAUCAAUAAUGAUGAUGAUUUAUUAGAACAAGAAACUUUUGAUGAUCAUGAAUUUUCCAAUCAAGUAUCAUCAUCGUCUACAAAAAACAAGCCUUCCUCCUCUACUACUACUACUACUUCCACUUCUAAAAGUAGUAGUAGUAAAAAAUUAUAUCAAAUACUUGAUGAAGAAGGAAUAUUAAAUGAAAUUAAUAAUACAAUGAAUCAAGUUUUAAAUAUAUUACAAAUUAAUAAUAAUAAUAGUAAUUUUAAAUUAGAAAUGAUAUUAAAAAACUAUAAAUGGAAUGUUGAAAAUAUUAUUAGAGAUUAUGGUGAUAUUGGAUUGGAUGGUAUUUUAAAAAAAAUUGGUUUAUUAAAUAAUUUAAAUACUACUAUAAAUAGUAAUAAUAAUAAUAAUAAUAAUAUUACAACAACAACAAUAACAACAAUAUGUGAAUCAUGUUAUGAAGAUAAUAUAGAAUUAAUUAAAAAUAUAAAUUGUGAACAUUCAUUAUGUGAAUCAUGUUGGAGAAAUUAUAUAGAAUCAUCAAUUUUACAAAAUAAUGGAACAAGUAUUGAAAGUAUUAAAUGUCCAUCCUAUGAAUGUAAUUGUCUAUUAUUAGAUGAAUUUAUUUUAUCAUUUAUAACAAGUAAAUAUGAACAUUUUCUAUUAAAAAGUAAAAUUAAUUCAUUCAUGACAAAUUCACAUCGAAUGAAAUGGUGUUCAAAUAAUUGUAAAUUUGCAAUUAAAAAGGAAUGUGAUGAAAAUUUAUAUUAUUGUAAAUGUAAAUGUGAUAGAGAAUUUUGUUUUCAUUGUGAUCAAGAUCCACAUUAUCCAGCAACAUGUGAAAUGAUGAAAAGAUUUAUAUCAUUUACAAAAGAACAUGAAUCUAAUUUAGAAUAUAUUAAAUCAACAUGUCAACAAUGUCCAUCAUGUAAAGUUUAUGUUCAUCGUAUUAGUGGAUGUGAUAGUAUGAAAAAUAAUAAUACAAAUAUGGAACAAGAUUUAACUUUAUUAAAAACAUUUGGAUAUUUAUUUGAUAUGAAUUAUGAAAGAUUGGAAAAAUUUGUUGAUCAAUUACUUUCCAUUUUAAGAAAUUUUACACAAACACCUCAAGAAGAAUUAGAAGAACAAGAAGAAUUAGAAAAAUUAAAUUCUACUAAUAAUGGAAAUAUUAAAAAUUAUAGUAACAUGUUUGAAUUUGGAAAUUCUUUAUUUACACAAGAAAAACAUUUAAAAUUUCAUAAUUUAAAUUCACAAAUUAAAAAUCAAAUGGAAUUAAUUGUAAAACAAACUGAAAAUAUUAUUGAUAUGAUUAAAUCAAUGGAAAUGAAAACUAUUUAA
Messenger RNA from Naegleria gruberi, 1521 nucleotides. RefSeq lists its product as uncharacterized. The transcript has 3 exons. The record is from RefSeq and is a predicted model, not a curated record. Bases 1 to 1521 code for a protein of 506 amino acids. Gene Ontology annotation, molecular function: ubiquitin binding; ubiquitin conjugating enzyme binding; ubiquitin protein ligase activity. NCBI's taxonomy places the organism in Eukaryota, Heterolobosea, Eutetramitea, Acrasida, Naegleriidae. Gene Ontology annotation, cellular component: cytoplasm; ubiquitin ligase complex. Gene Ontology annotation, biological process: protein polyubiquitination; positive regulation of proteasomal ubiquitin-dependent protein catabolic process; ubiquitin-dependent protein catabolic process.